AUGGAGAGGUCGUCCACUCUCCGCCCCCCGAAGCCCUCCCGCUCCGUCCCUGAUCUCCCUCCGCCCUCCCCAUCCGAUACGCACUCACCUCCCGAAUCCGACGACGGCAUCUUCGCCACACCACUAGCUUCGCCUCUUGUCAUCUCUGACGAACCUCUCGCUGCCUCUCCAACCAGCGAGCAUCCACCAGAGCUCCCAAAUUCCAGCUCGGACGCUGCGCCUUCCUCCGAUCCCGGCCCGGACUUCACGACGCUUACACCCAUCCGCGCGCAUUACCUCAAGAAGGAGCUCAUUCGCCUGCAGUUUACGCGUGAACUAGAUGCACUAGUAACAGCGCCCACAAAUAAUGUCUCGACCUUCUCGUACCUUGGAUCUCCCUUCACGCCGCCUCCGAAGGAUGCGCCCCCUCUGGAUCUGCCGUUUCUCCGGUACUUCUUCCGCCACUUCGUUCUUACCUUUCCCUUCCUCGAGUCGGCACCCAAGGACUUCUUCCCCGACAAAGUCCAGCCGUUCCUGGCCUCGCUACUAACUAGGAAUCUGUCCCCUACUUCCGUCCUAGAUGAUAACCCAGAGGAAUCGGAAGAGGCGGCUCGCCACCGUCUCCUGAACAAGCUGGAAAGGAAUCUGUCCAUGCUCAUGACUAGCGCGGCGAAGCUAGCCGAGCCCGAGGAAGUCGUCCGUCUGACACAGGCCGAUCUCAACCGCCUAGAAGUCCUGGCUAGGAAGCGUGCGGCGAGAGAGAGGCGCCUCAAGGAUAGUUUCGACAUCAAUGUAGUUUGCGUGCGGUCUGUUGUAGAGAAGAAGCGGAUGCGCAGCAAAGUUCACGAAGAAUUCAUCAUCCGCACGCGCCGGAGGGAUCAUCCAGACGUAUUCGUAUCGCGACGAUACGGGGACUUCAAGACACUAGCGGACGAGUUGCGGAAAGUGCAUCCCGACGAGGUCGUGCCUACGCCGCCCGCGAAGGACCGUAGUUUCGUGAAUGUCACGGUAUCCCCAUCGACCCCAGCAUCACCUCCGUUCCAUAUGCCAUCAGCUCCGCCAGUAAGUCCCGUCGCGAGUCAGGCGGGACGUACCCCUACACGACUACCGCGCCCCAGGGGCUCGGCGGAUCUGUACGACACCGAGCGCAAUUCCAGUGCAGACUCCUUCGGGACCGGCUCACCAACCAGUCCAACCUUCCUGAGUGUACCAGGAAGCAGCACUAGCGGCGGCGGGAUAUCACAACAAGCAAUGCGCCUCUCACGCGAGAAGAACAGGCUCACUCUGCGAUCAUAUCUUACUGUGCUCCUAUCGUCAUCGACGUUCGCAUCCUCGCCCGUGCUCAAGUCGUUCCUGCUCAGCGGCCCAACGCGACUGUCUGAGGAGGAGCUGCAGGACGCACGCAGACGGGAAGAGGCGGACCAGAUGCGCGAAGACGGCCGAAAGCGGUUCGCCAAGGAGAUUACGGCACGGGUCGAUGGGCUCAGGCAAACUGUGCGGAGCGUCAAGGGCGAGCUUCUUGGAAAAGACGGACUGACGCACAUAUUCGGCACGAUCAAGGAGACCACAGACGUGCGCAAUCUACCUGGCACCUACCAGGCUGUGAUCGAAUGGGCCAGAAUAUCACUUGCAUCGACAGUGUUCCACCACUUUGUCGCCUCCGACAGCGCGUCUGAGAGCUUUGCCUCCCUGAAGCGUAUACAUGGGCUCAUGCCGUACUUCAUGCUCAAGGCGGCGCUCAAGAUCAGCAACCCCAUGGGCAUGAUCCGCGGCGUGCUCGACCUAUUCCUCGCGCAGCCGUUUGGUGGCCGGAGUCUCCUGCAGCGGAUGUUCACAGGACAACUAAUGGAGGAGGUCCGCGCGCUCGAGGAAGACAUCGAGGCCGUCAAGGAGAAGGUCGACGAUCCGGUGAUGUGCGAGAAGGUCAAGCUGUAUGUGUAUGCCCCGCGAGAAAUCCAGGCCGUGUACAAGGCCGAUGCUGCCACGGAGGACAUGCACGUACUGGCGGUGGUCCUUCGCUCUGGGGAAGAGCCAGCCUUAUCGCGAGCCCAGAUGCAACGCGUGAUCUAUGCGCACCGGGCACACAAGGAGUACACCAAGUACACUGAGUCGUUGGAAGACUCGGACGACGACGAGGGCCCACAGAACGAGGAGGCGUGGUUGUUUGAGGACCUCAGCAUGCUCGCGAAGCUCUACUCGCGGCUACGGGACAGGGAGCAGCUCAUCGAGCUCAUCUUCCAGGGCAACACUGCGGAGCUGCUGAAGGACAUCAUCACGAUAUUCUAUGCACCGCUGGCACAAGUCUACAAGGCUGCAAGCAUCGCGGACUCGCUCAGUGACCUGCAGAACUUCAUGAACGACCUCAUCCGUACGGUCGAGCAAACUGAAGAGCUCAGCCAAACGGACCCCGCGAAGACGGUGCAGAUCUUCAUCGACCUCAUCCAGCGGCACGAGCAGUCCUUCUACAGCUUCGUGCACAAGGUGCACACGAAGGGCGAGGGCCUCUUCACGCGUCUCAUGCGCUGGAUCGAGCUCUUCCUCACGCUCAUGCGCGACGGCCUUGGCGAGCCCAUCUCGCUCGACUUCAUCCUGCCGCACACGGGCGCCGAGCGCGCGGACAUCCUGCGUGAGGUGGACUCGGUCGCGCUCUAUCACUACAAGCUCAAGGUCGCAUAUGAGGCGAAGUUGCGCCGUCGCUUCGGACGCACACAGGGCAUGAACGACGCGGACGCGGAGGACGAGGCAGCGGCGCAGUUGGUCAAUGGCGUCGUGCGGGAUCUGAGCUUUGGCGACCUAGUCAAGGGCGACGCGGAUGACCUGGCCGCGCAGGAGACGGACGACGAGGAUGGGUCGAGCGACGAGGAAUCGAGCUCGGGCUCAGGGUCGUCGGGCUCAGGCUCAGGCUCCGACGAGAGCGACGAUGAAAGCGACGAGAGCGGUGAAGGCAGCGACACAGAGCGCGACAGUACCCCGCACACAGGCGAGAUCGUCCUACCACUCGGCCGCUCACGCACAGUAGGCCACUCUCCCGUCGAAAAACGACCACCAGCACACCUCCGCUCCCCUCACGGCAUGCGGCACUCCGCAGACAUCCCGCGCCCACGCACACCCGAGGAACGCGCGCCCCCAGUCCCGCAACGCUCCCGCACGUUCUCCACCCCAUCCCGCCCCGUGCACUCAGACUCGCGAUUCAAAGACCUCCCGCCACAUCCGGGGAGCAAGGAGCUCCCCCCGGUCCCGCCGCUGCCGCACUCGGCCCCGAACCGCGCGCGGCAGCAGGAGAAGCAGCCGGAGCGGCCGCUUCCGCCGAAGAAGGCGGCGCCCAAGCCGAAGAAGGGCGCGGCUGCACCGAAGCCGCCGGAUUUGGAGCACAUCCCGCAGCUUCUGCCGUUGUUCGUGGAGAUGGUGCGUGCGUUUGCGUGCCCUGCGCGUCCCGGUGCUGACUUUGUCGGAAUUGAACAGAUGAGGCCACAGCUCAUAGUGCGACGGUGA
Trametes versicolor FP-101664 SS1 is the source of this 3471-nucleotide messenger RNA. RefSeq lists its product as uncharacterized. Lineage: Eukaryota; Fungi; Basidiomycota; Agaricomycetes; Polyporales; Polyporaceae. Gene Ontology annotation, molecular function: phosphatidylinositol binding. The transcript has 8 exons. Bases 1 to 3471 code for a protein of 1156 amino acids. The record is from RefSeq and is a predicted model, not a curated record.